Messenger RNA from Panthera uncia (snow leopard), 961 nucleotides. It is a transcript of the gene RNF114, whose product is annotated as ring finger protein 114. The transcript has 6 exons. Gene Ontology annotation, molecular function: ubiquitin protein ligase activity. The record is from RefSeq and is a predicted model, not a curated record. NCBI's taxonomy places the organism in Eukaryota, Metazoa, Chordata, Mammalia, Carnivora, Felidae. The coding region runs from base 42 to 728 and encodes 228 amino acids. Gene Ontology annotation, biological process: ubiquitin-dependent protein catabolic process; protein polyubiquitination.
UCCUUCUCGGCCGCCGUUGCGCCGCUCUGCGCGGCAGCAAGAUGGCGGCGCAACAGCAGGACCGUGAGGGUGGUGCGCAGCUGGCUGGGCCCGCCGCGGAGGCCGACCCCCUGGGCCGCUUCACGUGUCCUGUGUGCUUAGAAGUGUACGAGAAGCCGGUGCAGGUGCCCUGUGGUCACGUCUUUUGCUCUGCAUGCCUGCAGGAAUGUCUGAAGCCGAAGAAGCCUGUCUGUGGGGUGUGUCGCAGCGCUCUGGCACCUGGCGUCCGAGCCGCGGAGCUCGAGCGGCAGAUCGAGAGCACAGAGACUUCUUGCCAUGGCUGCCGUAAAAAUUUCUUCCUAUCCAAGAUCCGGGCCCACGUGGCUACCUGUUCCAAAUACCAGAAUUACAUCAUGGAAGGUGUGAAGGCCACCACCAAGGAUGCCUCCCUUCAACCAAGGAACGUCCCAAACCGUUACACCUUCCCUUGCCCGUACUGUCCCGAGAAGAACUUUGAUCAGGAAGGGCUAGUGGAACACUGCAAGCUGUCCCAUAGCACGGACACCAAAUCUGUGGUUUGUCCGAUAUGUGCCUCGAUGCCUUGGGGAGACCCUAACUACCGCAGCGCCAACUUCAUAGAGCACAUCCAGCGCCGGCACCAGUUUUCGUACGACACUUUUGUGGAUUACGAUGUUGAUGAAGAGGACAUGAUGAAUCAGGUGUUGCAGCGCUCCAUCAUCGAUCAGUGAGCGGUCUCUACUGUCCGGCUCGUGCUCCAGAGCGUCCGUUGUGUGUUGGGCGUGAAACAUGUGACUCCUACACCUUCAAUGUACAACAGACCUGGAAGUGAGCUGUGGUCACUUCUGACAGGGAAAAGGUCCCCAGGUCAGAGCCGUCCCUUCCUUUGGGGUCUCCCCUACUGUUAACUCUGUCAUGUGUCUGGUCUCUGAUUGCCCUCAGCUGCUCCCUGGAGCUUCUGCUU